Anopheles moucheti is the source of this 1040-nucleotide messenger RNA. RefSeq names its product probable fatty acid-binding protein. Gene Ontology annotation, cellular component: cytosol; nucleus. The transcript is spliced from 2 exons. Lineage: Eukaryota; Metazoa; Arthropoda; Insecta; Diptera; Culicidae. Gene Ontology annotation, molecular function: fatty acid binding. Bases 111 to 506 code for a protein of 131 amino acids. Gene Ontology annotation, biological process: fatty acid transport. The record is from RefSeq and is a predicted model, not a curated record.
ACACAGUGAGAGACGGUCGUCGAUUUUCCCGAUACAGCGAACUCGCGUGCUUUUACCAAGCCACCCUGCAUUUUACAUCCGUGUAAAACCCGCAUCACCUUACAUCCACAAUGGCCGUCUUUGAAGGAAAGAAGUACAAGAUGGAGAAGUCGGAGGGAUUCGAUGACUACAUGAAGGCUCUCGGUGUCGGCAUGGUGCUCCGCAAGCUGGGCAACAGCAUCUCACCCACGGUGGAACUGGUGAAGAACGGUGACGAGUACACGUUCAACACGCUGUCCACCUUCAAGAACACGACGAUCAAGUUCAAGCUGGGCGAGGAGUUCGAUGAGGAAACCGUCGAUGGCCGCAUGGUCAAGUCCGUCUGCACCCUGGAUGGUAACAAGCUGAUCCACGAGCAGAAGGGCGAGAAGCCGACCACGAUCGUGCGCGAGUUCACCGCCACCGACCUGACCGCCACCAUGACUGCCGGCAACGCCAAGUGCGUCCGUUACUACAAGGUUGUAUAAGAGGACCACCGCCAGCAGGCUUCUUCCGGCCCCGGAGCUGCAUUCGAUCUGUGACCGAAUGGAAGGGCGAUCGGCCGGCGGGAAGAUUCGACGAAGUAGGACACCCUCUGGUUUCAUCUCAUCCCAGCAUCACAUUUCCAGCAUCAUUCGCAUUUAUAUUUUAUCACAGUCGCGCAAGAGACAGACAAAGAGAGAGAGAGAAGAGUAGCAACGAACAAACUAUACGAUAACAAGAGCAUCCUAACAUUGGAGUAGAUUAAGGACUCUGCAAGGGGCGUGAAUGAUUGUGUGUGUGUUGCGUGCAUGAUGUAAUACUACGAGUCCGCCAAAUGUCGGCUGUUGUGUGGUACGUGUGCGUGUGCACGUACUGCAAGCAAUACGAUACGAUAAAGAAUAAUGCAUUUCGCUCAUUGCUGAUUGUUUAUGUACAUAUUUCGGAAGAAAUACUAUGAUUUGAUCAUAAUUCUCGAUUGUUUUGUUUGCUAACAAAUGCUCGUCAAGAAUAAAACAAACCAAGCCUAACGGAUUGAUAAC